Neodiprion fabricii is the source of this 630-nucleotide messenger RNA. RefSeq lists its product as uncharacterized. The record is from RefSeq and is a predicted model, not a curated record. The transcript is spliced from 3 exons. The coding region runs from base 107 to 484 and encodes 125 amino acids. NCBI's taxonomy places the organism in Eukaryota, Metazoa, Arthropoda, Insecta, Hymenoptera, Diprionidae.
UCUUAAAUUUAUGUGAUUUACAUAUAAUAAUUGUACUUCAUAAUUUUUUUAGGUUGAUAAGUUAUAUAUACUUUGUGACAAUCAUGCUGUUCAUCCGAUAGAACUCAUGGGAGAUGGGGUCUGGUACGACCCCGACUUUAUUCGCUUUGGGGAUAAUAUGGAAAUAUGUUGCUCCCCUGAAGACAACAACGUAACUUCAGUUGAUUACCGUCUAAAUAUGGCUAGCAUAGUUUCAGGUGAUGUUUUAGAGAAACCUAUUUUCCUUAUAAAUAAUAGUGACAUGGAAAUGUUCUAUCGAUGGGAAAAGCAGUCAGCAAUAUGUUCUACAUCUGAUCCAAAGAACAGCUGGUCACAUCUACCAACGGAAAACCUGACUAUUCAACCAGUCAUGGGUUCUCUGAAUGCAAAUUCAAUAACAUUUUUCAAAGUUGUUGUACAGAUGAAUGAUGUGGAGCCUGGUGAAUAUUGUACUACUUUACGGUAAGAAGGAACGAAGACUCAACAGAAAUGAUAGUUUCCUCACAAAUUUUUAAUAAUCCAAUAUUGUAUUGGCUUUUUUUUAAUGUGAAUGGCAGUGAUCCUAAAUAUCUAUUUUAUAAAACACUUGUAUAACUGUGGUUCAGGCUAUAC